UUUCCUUCCGUUUAGCUCAUUUGCGCUACUAGUAGAUAUUUUCAAUCGCUUCUAAAUUUAGGUUAAGGUCAUUUAAAACACAUUUUAUACCAGUAAACAUCUUUUUUUGUCACGUAGAUGGCCUGGCCCCCGGGGUCCAUGUACUACGUAAUGAGAGCAGAAAAAUAAAUUCCGUGGUGCAUGCUUCCGACUGGCGAGAACAAAGCCAUUUAGUUAUUAGAUUCAUUCGUUUCGUUGCUGAGGUAAGUUAGCAAGAUUGCAGCGAAGGCACGUUACAAGGCCUUGUUUUUGCCUUUCUCCCGUAAAAAAAAAAAAAAAAAACUCGAAAACUUGAAAUAUGCGCUUUCAAUUUAUUCGCGCGAACUCAAAUUGUGACUGUCCGAGUGUUUGAUUUGCUUGGUGGAUACUGGGUGUAGUUAUCAGACCGAAUAAUUUUAAGCACUGGGCAAAGCGUGGGUGAAUGAAAGCCAAUAUUCAUAGACGUUCAUAGCCACUUAAUUUUGCUACUCAUAUCCGGCCACAACUUCGAAGGAAACUAUUAUUCAGCAUUGUACAAAGGCUUUGGCCGGUGAUCGGUAACUUCUCCUUGUGAACUAUUCAGAUUUCAGUAUAUUUGUAAUCUACAGAAAUUACUGACUCUAUCGUAGGCUUUUAGAUAUACUUCUUUAACAAAGUAAUUUAUUAGUCCAUGGAUUAUGAAGCGGCAAAAAAAACUAACCGUUUACCGAAGCUUCCAACACAAAAAACAUCGGCUCAUACGGUAACAAAAUACGGGCGAAAAAAGCGAUGUCAUAAGUGACGUAAGGUUGAAAAACAACAGGCGAUGACGAGAUAAAAGGACUUCAACCCACGCCAGUUGUUUUUCGCCUACGUUAAAAUAACAUCAAAUAAUCUCGGAGUAAUCUCACUAUAUGACCUUUCCAAGUUGUCACUAAGCUCUAGAUUAGCUAGCUCUGGGUUGCUGUAGUUUCGGUAUAAACCUGGAUAAGAUUUCGGCCAUUCGCUCAAGGUAAAACUUCAGGGGGUCUUAAAACAAUUCGAACGUUAGUUAGUGCUUCUGGACCAAAGGACGAAGGAAUGGACAGCUCAGUCUAAAGAGGAAGUGAAUUGAGUCCAGGCCCAGGAUUUACCCCGGAAGACUUCUCAGUUUUCAGCGUUCAAUUUUUCCGCAUUGCACAGGUCCCAGAAUUGAGUAAAUGUCAGUCACUGUGAAGAGCAUUUGUAUAUAAUGCAAUAGAUAUCACACUAGUUUACACGGGCUUCGGUUUUACAUGCCUAGUAAGUCUGCUCUGAACGCUGAGAAGAACUCAUCACUGCUCUGAUCUUGUAUCAUAAGAUUCCUUCCUGGAUUCAACGAUGGCAGAAAAACAGCUUAAAGACGCAAGUAAUACUAGACUUCCAAUAAAUGAAAAGGGACGGUUUCCAAAUUUCCAACAGUUCCUGCAGCAUACAUUAAGUUGUGUAAAUGCAGAAUGUUUACUCCCACAUUGCGUGAACAUGAAGCUGGCGUUGAAACACUCCCAGGGAUGCAAAAGGGAAAACUGCUCUGUGUGUCAACAAAUGAAGUCUCUGGCUUCAAAACACUCUGAGUCCUGCAUGGACCUCUACUGUUGCCUACCGUUCUGCAUGGAGGAAAAAGUCAGAAACUUCGUACAUUCUCAAUUUGGUCAGAUUGACGAUUGUUUAGAAGCUGCACCCCAAGGUCCGAGGAGAGAAGCAUUCAGCGAAGAUAAAAAGAGCAUUGGCAACCGUAGUGGUUUGUCCAACUCCCCUGAAAUGAAGGAGGCUACCACACCUCACAUCACGGAGCAGUGUUCAUCUUUAAACCUAGGGAGCAGCAAAGCAGAAGGAUCGACGCCAAAUCAGAACACAUCCACGCAAGAAUUCCCCUUGUCGUCGCUUUACAGGACGAACAGUUAUCCAUCAGUGAAUUUGAAGAGGAUGAGUCGUUCAGCUACUCUGAACAUGCCCUCCACGUUUGCAAAGUCUGCCCGCCUUAAUUCGGAACACCGUAGAUGUGAAUCACUCUUAAACGAAAACGUUGCUAUGGAUACUUCACAAUCGAAACCCAUUCCUGCUUCUCGCCAGAACCCGAUGAGACCAAGAGCUCAGACAAUGCCCAAUCCAUUAUUCGCUGUAAAAGGAAGCUUGCCAAAAAAUACAGCAACGAAAACGCAAAGUUUGGAAGAGCUUUCAGCUUCUUCUAAAUUACAAAGCGAAGACGCAGUAGACCACCGAGCCAGUCAAAGAACUGACAUAAAAGUUCAGAAGACGUCAGAUCUGUUAGAUAUAGCGUGUUCUUCUUCUGGAGGAAAAGCUUCCCACAUUACACGAAGCGAGGAAGACAUCAGUUUCAACACUAACAUGACAGAGGGCUCCCGAACUAUGUUGAAAGCGCGCCUUGUUCACACAUUAUAUAAUCUCCUACAUCUGAUAAUGCAGAAAAUGGAAAGAAAAGAGGAAAUUUUGAUAUGCAUUAACUCAUUAAGAAACGCUUUGCACCAGAUAAAUACUCUAUCGCAUGACGGAGGCUGUACAACGUGAAAAGCAGGACUGGAUGAGGACACUUUUUAAACCUAAUUUGCAAACAAUAUUUGUUUCCAAAACGGCCAUACGUUAAAUAAUUUUUUUUUUUUACCUUUGCUAACUUAUAUCCUGUAUUGAAAUGCCAGACCACCAAAAACCUAAAGAAUCAAUGAAACGAUAACGAGAAAAUGACCUGUAUGCUACCUGUACGGAGCAUGCGCUAAAAGCCGUUCCUUUCUGAUAAUAUUUGUUAGAAUCACAGGCCGUGCCAAAUGGGAGCUGUUGACGUGAUGAUGCGCGAGCAAAGAGAACUUACAUUUUGGUAAUCGAAAGAAACGCGUAAUUUUCUGUCCUCAGGUGCUCUUCCGUGAUUAUUUAUUCAUUUAUUUUUUAAAUAGUUAACACUUCAGUAUUUCACAGUUAACAUUUUGAUCGGCUGAGCUAACAAUUAGAUUAUGAGCUCGAUAAUUCUAUCGCGUAACACUUUGCUAAUGUGCAGCCGGUGCCAACUAUCGGAAAUCAAGAAAGAAUAAUCUGAUUGUUUUAGUCGAAAGAACUGAACCUCGACUAGUAAAUUAUCUAAAUCCUCUUCACAGGCACUUCGAAAACGCAAAGAAUUAGAGGCCGCUAUUUUGGUCGAAACUGAUCAAACCAAACCUGAGUGCAUGAAGACUUACACCUGUGACCAUUUUGCGCACUUCAAACCUUUCACGACACACGCAACAAGACGUAAUGUGCGACGUAUUUUUCUCACUACUCUUCUAAAAAUUGCCAGCGGACCUAAUUGAAAACGGUCAAGUCUUCCCAUUUCUCGUGUGCCGAUGAUCAUUCCGAAGACAAUAGAGAAAGUGAAAAAAUGUAUAUACAGAAAUUUGGAAAUCAAGAAGCUAGGGAUCGAAGCUUUAAAAAAGUAUCAAGCAGUUCUCUGACCGGGGAAUAUCUUAUAAUUUACUUGGUUUUUCAUAAACAGAAACAGAAAUAAUAAAUUUUCGAUCGAAAACAAGCAAAGUAACGAAAUUAAGAAUUU
Orbicella faveolata is the source of this 3553-nucleotide messenger RNA. RefSeq lists its product as uncharacterized. The record is from RefSeq and is a predicted model, not a curated record. NCBI's taxonomy places the organism in Eukaryota, Metazoa, Cnidaria, Anthozoa, Scleractinia, Merulinidae.